This is a messenger RNA of Mercenaria mercenaria, 2986 nucleotides long. RefSeq lists its product as uncharacterized. Bases 480 to 1496 code for a protein of 338 amino acids. NCBI's taxonomy places the organism in Eukaryota, Metazoa, Mollusca, Bivalvia, Venerida, Veneridae. The transcript is spliced from 2 exons. The record is from RefSeq and is a predicted model, not a curated record.
UCUGGAACAGUAGACAGCGAAGUGUAUUUUAUUGAUUUUCUGCUCUCGCAUUGGUUUACUUUACCUGGGCUUUACACAUUUGUAAUGCAAGGAUUUCAAGUACUCACUGAACUGCUGUAUAUGGCAAUGAGGAAUGACUACAGCUACCAUAUAUGGAAGGCUAUGAUACAAAACAGAAAGAACAUUAAAACUCUCGGGUAAACGAUUUAUACUCGGGGGCUAGCCCCCUCGUACAAAUCGUUUACCCUUGAGUUUCAAUGCUCUUUCUAUUACAAAAUCAACGUGAUAUUUAGCCGUUAAUAAAUACAGUCUUUGGGAUAUAGUAGAGUUUCUUCUUUAUUCUUGGUUUUUCCCUCUGCUAUUUUUAGCAACUAACUAAAUUUAGAGCUUACGUAGUUCACAAAAUAUAGUUCUUUUUGCGGUAAUAUUAUUCUGCUUUCGACUGUUUUCUGUGACGUAUACACAGGUAUGUGAAAAAUAUGGCCGCUGCCAUGAUUAAGCAUGCUGCAGAGAACAAUAAUACUGAGAAUAGCUCAGGUUUGAAGUGUUCUCAGGCCGAAAAUCUGGUGGUGAACGUUGACACAAGUGCCCAAAAUAAUUCUGAUAAAGGUAAAAGACCUGUCACAGGUUCUAGGCCGAAGAAAUCGUCAAUGAGUGCAGGUAAUGUUAGAGCAGAUGACCAGAUUGCUGGCAGUUCCCAAUUGAAUUCCGGUGGCUCAGCCCCGAAUGUAGCACAGAACUUUAAUAAAGAGGGGUUAGCCAUUUUAGGUGAAAUGAAUCAAAACAUAAACAAAACUAAUGAAAAAGUUGAUGAUCUGUACGACUACGAGUACGAUACACAGUACGAUGUUGAUGAUGAAAACUAUGAUUUUAGGUCAGGUCAGAACGAUGAUGAACAAUCUAAUGCCAGUUUAAAUGAUCAACGAUCGAACCAAGAUUCUUUGAAUGAUGAUACACAAAACACUGUGUUCGGUAAGUUUAGUAAGACAUUUAAGAAAAGUGAUCUGACAUCGAAGCCUGUUGAUGAACAGCUUGCGCAGCUUGUAAAUGAUGCUUUUCGUGAGGGUAUGACUGAUGAUCAUUAUCAAAAUGUUGUUAAAGACAUUCAUAGGCCAGAAAACUGUGCAGGUUUGAAAGAAACUAAGGUGAACCCAGGUGUAUGGAGUGUGUUAAGACAACAUACACAAAUGGAGGAUUCGAAACUUCGGGGCAUUCAGAACUGUUUUGUGAAAGCAGCUUGUAAUAUUGUCAAAGUGCUGGAUGUUUAUGCAGAAACAUUUGAUCAAGAGAACUUAGAACUGGCUAUGAAUUCGAUAGCUCUAUUAGGUCAAGCUAAUAAAUGGUUGAAUUGUCGUAGAAAGGAGUAUCACAAGAAAGAUAUGGAUCCAAAGCUCCAUCAUCUUUGUUCGGCUUCUACUUCAUAUACAGACAUGUUGUAUGAGGAUACAAUUGUGAAGGAUAUCAAAGACAUUCAAGAGAUGAACAAGAUAAGGUGAAAUGUAGCAUUUAACAGAUCACAGUUCAAUGGCAGGCGUGUGUUCAGAGGUGGAGCACGUUUCUUGAGAGGUGCAAGAAGACCACCAUACAGAAGAGGCAGUGUGUUUGCUCGUAGUAAUCUGUACACACAAAGCCAUCCAAAAAACUGCCAGAAGACCGAGGUCAACGGGAAGUAGUUGAUCUCCCAGCACCAGUAAGUUUUCAAGCAGCCUGAUUCCCAGACUUACGAUGAAGCUGAGAGAAGAAGGGGAGUGCCUCCUUAUAGCACCCAUCUGGUUGACACAAACAUCGUUCACUAUAGUGAUGGAACAUCUGAUACAGGAUCCUUACAUUCUUCCAGUGCACGACACAUUGUUAACAUUACCAGGAACACAGAAAAUUCAUCCACUGCACAAGAAUCUAAUGUUAAUGGUUUGUCAGGGAAACUUUGCAAGGUAAAUGCAUAUCAGAAAGAGCUACACACAUCAUUAUGUAUUCAUUGCGACAUGGAACCCAAAAACAGUACACAAUGUAUCUUAAGAAAUGGUUUAACUAUUGCAGUGAAAGGAAAAUCAGUAAAUUUCAGACAAAUGUAAAUAUAGUUUUAGAUUUUUUAGCAUGCCUUUUUGAACAAGGUAUGAGUUACAGUGCUUUAAAUUCAGCAAGGUCUUCAUUGUUGGCAGUAGGUAUUGUGAUAGAUGGAUGCUCUGCAGGGGCACAUCCUUUAGUUUUAAGAAUGAUGAAGGGAAUUUUUAAUUUGAGACCUCCUCAAUCGAGAUAUAGCGAAACAUGGGAUGUUUCAUUAGUACUGAAUUAUUUGAGAAGUUUGCCAGCUCAUGAAGAGCUUUGUUUGAAAAUGUUAACAUUGAAACUUGUUAUGCUUAUUGCUUUGGUUUUGGCAUCUAGACGCCAGAGUUUACAUUUAUUGUCCAUUGAUAAGCUGAGGGAAGAACCCUCAAAGUUUGUUUUGAGAUAUAAGGGUCCACUGAAACAAUCAAGACCAGGAGUAAGUAUUCCAGUUGCGGAACUGAAAGCAUAUCCUCCAGAUAGGAGUAUCUGUGUACAUAGUGUGUUGUCUGUGUAUUUGCGUAGAACAAAAGAUUUAAGAAGUACAACUAAUUUAUUUAUUAGUUAUAUUAAGCCAUAUAAAGCAGUAACAAGUGCCACAAAUGGCCGUUGGAUAAAAACCGUUAUGUAUAAAGCUGGCAUAAAAUGUGAUUUUAAAGCGCACAGCACCAGGUCAGCUUCAGUUUCAAAAGCCAAAAACUCCUCUGUUCCCAUUCAGGAUAUAUUAAAGACUGCGGGUUGGUCCAGUAUAAGGAUAUUUUAGUGCUUUUUAUGAUAAGAAAGUGGUUGAGAAAGACUAUGGUAGUGCUGUGCUCAAUUUGUGAAAAGUGACAAUGCAAAUUCUGGGUUUACAGUAUAACGCUUGUUAACGAUAUAACAGUUGUGUGAGAUAUUGGAUGUAUUGUAUGAAUAAUCAUACUUGCUUAACUAUGUAUAUAAUGAG